CCAAUUAUUUUGCGAUGUUCACUUGUAUUACAGAUUUGUCAUUCGUCUUGUAAAAGAAGUAUGGAGAAAGGAAAUCUAUCAGAAGAUGAAAACGACGCAAAGUAUGAAGGUUUGCGAGAAUUCGUUAUGGAGACUAUGGUAAAGUUUAGUAAUGAAUUGAAAGAAGUUAAAGUCAGGGUGGAGACCCUAGAAAGUGAAGUUGAGUCCGGAAAGGGAGUUAAAAGAAAGUUAAUAGAAGAGGAGAGUGAGGAGGAGGAGGAAGAAGAAGAAGUUGCCUUGUCGGUGGAUGAUUUGAAAGAAGACAUGCGAGAGAAAGUCGAGGAAGUAUUAGAGGGCAUCACCUACCGUCCAGAGAAAGAGAAAGUCAGCCAACUUCAGCUUGCAUAUAUCCAUUAUUGGGUAGGGGUGCAGGAGACAAAUACACCAACAAAAUUGGUGGAUAUCCAAAAACUGAUCGAGGAGGGAGUGCGGGAUAGAAUUUGGGCCCCAGAGUGGAAGCCGGACAUUAAGGGCGAUUUUGCACUCUAUUUACAAGAGAAGGUGAAAAAUAUCGUGAAGAAGAAAAGAGCGCAAAGAGAGAAAGCAAGACUCCAGAAGGAACUUGAAGAGCUGGUGGGAGAUAGUCUAAAAUGAACAUUGGCAAAAUUGAGAAGCGUUAAUUGUGAAAAGAAUUCUUCUAAGUUUUCAUUAUUAUUAUUUCACAAUUAUAUGUGAAAGUCUGUAAUUCAUGAUGGGUUGUUUAAUGACAAGGUUAAAAAUUAAUGGCUUAAAUUGAUAUAAAUAAAUGUGAAUCGUUUCAAUUCUUGUAUU
Molecule: messenger RNA, 810 nt
Organism: Saccostrea cuccullata (small rock oyster)
Lineage: Eukaryota; Metazoa; Mollusca; Bivalvia; Ostreida; Ostreidae
Exons: 3
Coding region: 61-633 (190 amino acids)
Source: RefSeq, a predicted model, not a curated record